AUGGGAGAACAUGAGGGAACACCAACAGAUCAUGGCGAUGAAGAAAUGCUAAAAUUUAAUGCAACAAGCCGAACAGGAAGAAGAAAUGCUCUACCAUCAUUAGACGUUGAAGGUGUUGAUACGGCAACACCAAAACUAGUUGAUAAAAUGGCUGAUGUAACUACCGAAGAUGUUGACGACGGUAAACUGGAUGCCGCAGAAUCCGAAACGGCACAAAACAAAGGUCAGUAUGUUGUUAUAACUUCAAAUAACCUCAAACAAACUAGCUAA
This is a messenger RNA of Enterobius vermicularis (human pinworm), 270 nucleotides long. The record is from the annotation of a GenBank genome assembly. Lineage: Eukaryota; Metazoa; Nematoda; Chromadorea; Rhabditida; Oxyuridae.